AUGUGGCCACUGCUGCCCACCUUCUUGACGUUUUUUCAGUAUACCGUGGCCCUCGAGACGACACCUAGAGUCACAAUGGCUCCCCCGGAGGAGUUCAAUCUUCACGUUCCUGACUCCAGGAUCGAAGAUUUCGCAUCGCUCCUCUCUGCUUCGAAAAUCGGUCCCGAAACCUGGUACAACAAACACAACAAGAAAGAAUUUGGCACUACCAGGAAUUGGCUCGCUGAAGCAAAAGAUGCUUGGCUUGAGCUUGACUGGCGAAAGCAAGAAUACCGCAUUAACAGCUUCCCCAACUUCAACAUCACCAUUGACGACGUCGAUGUUGGGCCAACAAACAUCCAUUUCGUCGGUCUUUACUCCAAAAGAAGCGAUGCCUUACCGCUACUCUUUCUGCAUGGGUGGCCCGGGUCUUUUCUCGAGUUCCUUCCAUUGCUUGAGAUUCUGAAAAGCAAAUAUACCCCAGAUACUCUUCCUUACCAUGUCGUUGUUCCCUCUCUGCCGGACUAUGGGCUUUCCGGUGGGCUAGUCGAUACUGAACUCAAGCUUGAAACGGCGGCGAGGCUGAUGAACGAGCUCAUGGUCACUCUUGGCUUCGACUCAGGCUAUGUUGCCCAGGGCGGUGACAUCGGGAGUUUCCUCACCAGAAUUCUGUCAGCGAAUCAUCCACAGUGCAAGGCCUUCCACAUUAAUAUGCUUGCUCCAUCAUCCCAGAACGAGCUUCUUACUACGGUCAACAUCACCGAAGCUGAGGCACAGCACGUACAACGAAUGCUGAACUUCAGCGCUACCGGGUCGUCGUAUAUUCUCGAGCAUGGUCUAAGACCCUCGACAAUUGGCCUCGUUCUAUCAUCAAGUCCACUUGCCAUGUUGGCCUGGAUUGGCGAAAAGCUUCUCGAGUGGCCCGAUUCCCGUUAUCCACUUCCUGUUGACACAAUUCUCACAAUGGUGAGCUUUUACUGGUACACAGACACGUUCCCACGAAGCAUGUAUCCCUAUCGAGCUCUUGCGGACGCAGCAGCAGCGAAUGCUCUCUUUUCUGUUCCAACAUCUAAAGAAAAGCCAUUCGGCUAUUCGGUGUUUCCGGCAGAGAACAUUCUCUUGCCGAAAGCGUGGGCUGAGAAGGCCUAUCCAAAUCUUGUCUUUUACAAGCGCAAUGACAAGGGGGGGCAUUUUGCGGCAUUGGAGCAGCCUAGCAUCUUCCUGCAGAACAUUGAAGAGUUUCUAGCGGUUGCUCGACCACUUAUUGGACUUUGA
Messenger RNA from Colletotrichum acutatum, 1254 nucleotides. Its product is annotated as epoxide hydrolase. Gene Ontology annotation, molecular function: epoxide hydrolase activity. Lineage: Eukaryota; Fungi; Ascomycota; Sordariomycetes; Glomerellales; Glomerellaceae. The transcript has 4 exons. The record is from RefSeq and is a predicted model, not a curated record. Gene Ontology annotation, biological process: epoxide metabolic process. Bases 1 to 1254 code for a protein of 417 amino acids.